GCACACGAAACGCAAGAAUCCCAGGUUCUUACCGAGACGGCGUGCAAAUCGCCCAAAGACAACUUUCAAUGGACCGAUGUUCGAUCGACAUUGGAGUUAAAACGCCCCCGGAAGUUUCUGACCCAUCCGCCGUCCGUUUAUAAGACCGAUUACGUCGUUCCUUCUCCUUCUGCGCAGUACAUGGAAUAUAGGAAGGACACGAACGGCCCUGCUAAGCCAACAGGUUCAACACCUGCUACUGGGUCUGCCCAGACCCCCCACGAAGCAUCGAAUGAGCGUAAGCUGUAGUAUGUCCGUCUUCUACUUUCUUACUGACAUGUGCGAGGUAGUAAGACCCUCGUCGCAAUUGAGCAGAGGAGUCAAGCGCAAGCGAGGCGGCAACAAUGAAGAUCGGACUGAAGAGGACGAGCCGACGAAACCCCCUCCUAUCGUCCAGAACGGCCUCUAUGUUGCAGAGAUGUUCGCGGCUCACAUCGCGCGGCAACACGUCAUCUCCUUUAUAGUGAACAACGACUGUAUUUACGUCUGGUUUUGUGACCGCGAAACCACGAUCCAAGGCGCCGCUAUCAACUUCGUUCAGGACCUUCCACGCUGGUUGGUCUUGCUUCUCAUCAUGCAGCGCAUGGGAUACGAUCAGUGGGGCCUUAACCGGGUGUUUGAGCCUGAGCCCGGAUUUUCGGGCAAGGUGAUGGUUGAGGAUACCCAGAUCGACCUUGAGUUGGAUGUGAAGUCUAAGGAGCGCGUGACUCAUUUCGGUAUACGUGGACGUGCAACUACCGUAUUUCCGGUAAAGAGCAAGGCACUAUCAGAUCGGCAGCGGGAUCCUUGUUUUCCCAACGAAUCUUCUGAACUGGUGGCCAAGCUCUAUUGGCCAGAAGAGACGCGUCAGAGCGAGCCAGACAUCCUCAACGAGGUCUACAGGAUUGCACAGACAGAUCCGGAUGUGCGAGGCCACAUCCCAGAGCUGGUCUGGUUCCACAAGUUUGAAGAAACAUCCACGUCCAAAAUCAGAGUCGCACUAGGCCUGAAGGACGCAGACCGGGCCGAACAGGGCAGCCGCGUCCUGUACAUCAUUGUGUUCAGAAAGCUUAUCCCAAUCACGACGCUUUCUGGCGAGGAGUUCAUUGCCGCAUGGUGGCAAGUUGUGAAGUGCCAUCGCGCCCUCUGGAAGGGAGGCGUGCUUCAUCGGGACGUCAGCCCUAGCAAUCUCAUGGUGUACCGCUUACGCGGUCAAUUCAUGGCUGUUCUCAACGACUACGACUUAUCGUCGUUUAAACGCGAUGGUCCCAGGGGCCUCGAGCGCACCGGAACGGUACCAUUCAUGGCGGUAGACCUUCUCUCGCCAGACGCCAUGGCAGGCAAGGUCGAGCAUGUGUAUGCGCAUGAUGCUGAAUCGUUGAUCUGGGUCCUCACCUGGGUCUGUCUUCGGUAUGAAGAGGGCAAACUCCUCAGCAAAAAUAGACCACUAGAAGACUGGCUGAAAGUGGAUGCUUGCACAUGCGCAGAAAAAAAGGGCAACUUUGGCUUUACGGGGAUCAGAAGCGUGCGUCCAUCCACAUCACACGCAGAUUCCUGGGACCUUGUAAGGAGGUGCUUUUCGGCGGUCCAGUCACUUUAUACUGCAUUCGAGUACCGCAAACUGACCGAUGAAUCAGCUUUUCAGUUGUUGCUUGAGGGGCCCAUGCUAGAGCAUCACAGUCAUAAGCGUACUUAGAGUUGAGGCAGCGUGCCUCCCUUACAAAUCGCUUUGUAGAAUAAACGGUCACAGGCGAGAAGCGGUCUUGGGUACCACUAUGACUUUGUAAUGAAUAGAAUACGACAAUCAUGGAGGCU
Molecule: messenger RNA, 1833 nt
Organism: Suillus plorans
Lineage: Eukaryota; Fungi; Basidiomycota; Agaricomycetes; Boletales; Suillaceae
Exons: 3
Coding region: 272-1714 (480 amino acids)
Biological process (GO): protein phosphorylation
Molecular function (GO): protein kinase activity; ATP binding
Source: RefSeq, a predicted model, not a curated record